AAGUCACGUGGCCCGAACAAGGAUCCUGUCUCCCGAGCGUUACUCAGCAAAAUGGAAGCGCUUUCUCGUCUUAUUACUUCUAGCCUACCACACUAUCUAGAAAACCUCCCUGUGCCGAAAUCCAUUGGAGGAAUCUUCAAACUAGACCACAACCAAGUUCUACAGCUUGUUCCUUUGGUAGCAACGACUUCAGUUGUUGUAUACGCUCUGGUGAAAUGUUUCAUGCCCAAAAAAGACGAAAUGGUCAACUUGGAGAAAGACAAACAUAAGGAAAAAGUAGCUGACUUUGUAGAGAUUGAGGAUAUUGGGGACAAAGCUGUGUUCUGUAGAUGCUGGAGAUCGAAAAAGUUCCCAUAUUGUGAUGGUUCUCACGGUGCUCACAACAAAGAGACAGGAGACAACGUUGGCCCACUGAUAGUGCACAAAAAGAAGCAAUAGAUGACUGCACUGCCAUACUGUUACCUUUGACCUGUGCAUGAAGAUGUCAGAACCCUAUAUCUGGCAACAAACAGGGAAAAUACAUAUCCUGGCACUAUGGUAUUCUAUGUGAAAUUUACUGAAUAGGCCUAUUAUAUGUAUGGUAAUCCUUCUGUAAAAUAAAUAAGUGAUGUGAGUUUUAUAUCCUUUGAAUUUGUCAUAAAAGAAAAAUAAA
Molecule: messenger RNA, 652 nt
Organism: Nematostella vectensis (starlet sea anemone)
Lineage: Eukaryota; Metazoa; Cnidaria; Anthozoa; Actiniaria; Edwardsiidae
Product: CDGSH iron-sulfur domain-containing protein 2 homolog
Exons: 2
Coding region: 52-438 (128 amino acids)
Biological process (GO): regulation of autophagy
Cellular component (GO): intracellular membrane-bounded organelle; mitochondrial outer membrane
Molecular function (GO): 2 iron, 2 sulfur cluster binding
Source: RefSeq, a predicted model, not a curated record